Messenger RNA from Penicillium bovifimosum, 1590 nucleotides. Its product is annotated as mismatch-specific DNA-glycosylase. The coding region runs from base 1 to 1590 and encodes 529 amino acids. Gene Ontology annotation, biological process: base-excision repair, AP site formation. NCBI's taxonomy places the organism in Eukaryota, Fungi, Ascomycota, Eurotiomycetes, Eurotiales, Aspergillaceae. The record is from RefSeq and is a predicted model, not a curated record. The transcript has 4 exons. Gene Ontology annotation, molecular function: mismatch base pair DNA N-glycosylase activity.
AUGGGCAGGCUGAUCAAGAACCAUUGGGGGCGGUUAAUCAUUCUCACCGCAGCAGCUUAUCAAGUUGCCAGCGCCGUCGAAGGCUUCAUCUGGCCCAAAGUAUUCUGGGAUUUCGUCUCCAAGAACCUCGAUGCGGCCGUCGCCCCGGUCCCCGUCCUUCAAAUCCUAAACCUCAUCAUGGGCCUCGUCGGUAUAGCCUGGGAAUGGCCUCUCAGGCCACUUGCUGGUUCAGUGCCACAUCGCAGCAUCGAAAUCCGUCUCAUCAUAUACCCCCUCAGCGCAAUGCUUGCGGCGCUUCUCUACCAAGGCACCGACCCUGCAAUAUACUACUUAAUUGGGAUUGGUGUCUAUUUCUGGGCCUACAGUGAAGGCGAGAAACAAGAGACCAUCGUCAUCUUGACAGCACGAGCUGCACGACCAAGUGGACCCCUCAAGCUCCAAGCCCCCAAAUACCCACUCAGAUGCUCUGCGCCAUACCUAUGUGUCAUAGACACCUCAAACCCGAGCCGAAAGUCAGAACUGACCUCCCGGACUGACACCAUCGGUCCCGAAUCCCAGAAAGAAAACAAGAUGCCCUCGUCUACAGAACGCAAAGUCAAGCACGAGGAAGCCAAUCUCGCUCUCGAACCAGCAGAGGAUGUCCCAGUCAACAAGAUCACAAGCUUCAACGGCAGGUUACAACAAUACCUGCACAGCAGCAGCGCAACACAAGAGACGAACGCCACGAGCACGGUGACAUCGCAACGCAAAACCACAAGUAAGGUCGAGAAUCAAGCAGAAGAACCGACGGCUAGCCCAAAGCGCCGAAAGGCCACCACACAAACGACAUCAGCAAGCACAAUCAUGCUCCCACGCAUGACCCGCUCCCGCUCCCGCUCAAUACCGACACCGACACCAACACCAACACCCCCAUCCCGCCGACAAACCCCAACAAAACGCAAGCGCACCCCCCAAAUCCCUCCCACACCCCCAAACACAGGACCGCAAGCAACAACCUCCCUCCUACGCGACACAAUCCCAAAGAACCUAGUCCUCCUUCUCGUCGGCGUGAACCCAGGAAUAAUGACCGGAAUAACCGGACACGCCUACGCACACCCGUCCAACCUCUUCUGGAAACUGCUACAUUCUUCCGGCAUAACGAGCAUCCGCCACAUACCCGCCGACACAUACAAGCUGCCCGCGCUGUACAGCGUCGGCAACACGAAUAUCGUCGAGCGGCCGACGCGCGACGCGAGCAUGCUCAGUAAGGCGGAGAUGGAUGCCGGUGUGCCGGUGCUGGAGGCUAAGGUUGCUGCGCAGCGGCCGGAGGUGGUGUGUCUGGUUGGGAAGAGUAUUUGGGAGGCUGUUUGGAGGGUUAGGAAGGGGAGGGGCAUUCGGAAGGAGGAGUUUCGGUAUGGGUGGCAGGGUGAAGGGGAGAAUAUGGGGAGUGGGCUUGCGGCUGGGAUGAGGCCUGCGGAGAAGGAGGCUAUUUGGGCGGAGCUUGGGAGGUGGGUUGUUAAGAGGAGGGUUGAGAGGGGGUUGGAGCCUGUUGUUGUUAAGGAUGAGGUGGUUGUAAAGGAUGAGGUUAUUAGGCCUUCGAUUCCUGGAUGA